Molecule: messenger RNA, 1590 nt
Organism: Tripterygium wilfordii
Lineage: Eukaryota; Viridiplantae; Streptophyta; Magnoliopsida; Celastrales; Celastraceae
Product: putative transferase At4g12130, mitochondrial
Exons: 5
Coding region: 254-1435 (393 amino acids)
Cellular component (GO): mitochondrial matrix
Molecular function (GO): protein binding
Source: RefSeq, a predicted model, not a curated record
CUGUCUUGACUAUUUUGUUCAGUAUGGCCCGACCCAGCCCAGGAAGAUCCCUCCAUCUCAUAUCCUCGUUUGAGCAUUUCAUCGAACACCUGUCCAUCUCCGUCUUUCCACAGCUAUACGUGGCGUGAAAUUAUAGCUCUCCAAGCCCACGCUUCAACUACUAAACUGCCCGAUGCCGCCACCAUAAGGUAUAACGUAUACCUUCUUCUCCAACCAAAAACCUUAAUCUUCUGAUAGUGAAAACGGCGCGCAAAUGCACCGUUUCAAGGUAAUUCCGUACACUUACCGCAACCUCCGCCGCCACCAAACCCACAUCGAUCAACCAGUGGCUUCCCUCCUCAAGUCACGGUCCGUAAUCCGGUUCAGUGGCCCUGACACCAUCAAAUUUCUUCAGGGUCUGUUGACUAACGACGUAAGGAGAUUUGAGGAACCAGUGGGCGAUGAAACCACAUACUUGGUUGCGCCCAAUGUGCCCACUCGGUACACUCCCCCAAUGUACGCUGCGCUUCUGACUCCGCAAGGCAGGUUUUUGUACGAUUUGUUUCUUUAUAGACCACCAAGGCCACAGGAGAAGCUCGACCGAACUGGGUCAGGACCCGGGUCCGACCAGAAUGGGACGUUCGAGUUGUUUGCGGAUGUGGAUUCCUCAGUUCUUGAUGAGCUCUUGCAGACUUUUAAGAGAUAUCGGUUGAGGUCUAAAGUUGAGAUUGAAAAUGUGGCAGAGGAUUUCUCUUGCUGGCAGCGUUAUGGUGGAGUCCUAUCUGGAAAGUCUUCAUCUGCAGAAGAACCAAAGGCAGCUAGUGUUGGCUGGAGUGCUGAGGUUGAUCUGCCUGCCAUGGCAGAAUCACAUGGAGAUGAGAUUGGAUGGCAAUGGUUUAAAGAUCCCAGGUUGGAUUGUCUUGGUUUGAGGGGGAUCUUCAAAUCCGGUACAACUCCACCUCUAGUAGAGGCUGACAAAGAAACAGACGAAGGGAAUUACUUCCUAUGGAGAUUUGAGACGGGAGUGGCGGAAGGCUCAAAUGAGAUCCCCAAAGGAGUAGCGAUGCCCCUGGAAUAUAACUUGGCAGGUCUGAAUGCAAUAAGCUUUGACAAAGGUUGCUAUGUGGGUCAAGAACUAAUCGCUCGUACACACCACAGAGGGGUCAUUCGAAAACGCGUGCUUCCUUUAAGAUUUCUUGAUGAUAGUGGAAAAGUGGAUCAGAAAGUUGCUCCUGACUCAGAUGUUAUAGAUAAUUCGUCUGGCAAGAAGAUUGGAACUGUGACAGCUGCUCUUGGUAGCCGAGGACUGGGUCUUUUGCGGUUGGAUGAAGCACUGAAAGUGUCAAGUUCAUUGACCAUACAAGGACAGGAUGGUCUGAAGGUUAAGGCCAUCAGACCAGGAUGGUGGCCUCCCGAGUGGUAUGAAGAGCAUCAACAGCAUAGUGCAGUUGCCUAAUGUUUAUUAAGAAUCAACAUUUACCUUAGAAAUUUUGGCUAGCCCUUGUGCUGGGAGAUGUCCCAGAAGGUUAAAUCUUGUAUCAAUAUUAUAAGUCUUGUAGCUUGCUGACAUUUAUUUAUCAAAAGAAACAAGAGGUGGAGGAUGUUUAUACA